Caenorhabditis briggsae is the source of this 495-nucleotide messenger RNA. RefSeq names its product Protein CBR-TTR-48 (gene Cbr-ttr-48). The record is from RefSeq and is a predicted model, not a curated record. The coding region runs from base 1 to 495 and encodes 164 amino acids. The transcript is spliced from 5 exons. Lineage: Eukaryota; Metazoa; Nematoda; Chromadorea; Rhabditida; Rhabditidae. Gene Ontology annotation, cellular component: cell surface.
AUGAAAUUCCUGAUUUUAUUAGCUAUCAUUUUACAAAUUGCGUUGGUUUACUGUGGAUCGGAGUUAGAUGUUCCAACCAAUGUGCACAACAGGUCGAUGUCCAUCAAAGGGCAACUCUUCUGCGGAAGAAAACCAUUUGAAGGCGCUAAAGUUCGACUUUUCCGUGUCUACCAACCAAACGCCGCUGAUAACAUCGCUGAACUGCUCGAUGUAAAAAAUACCUAUAUCACUGGAAUGUUCCAAGUGGAAGGAGAUACCUCCAGAUUCCCCCGUACCAAGACAGAAAUCCAACCAUACGUUACCAUCCAUCAUAACUGCAAUAUGAACAACAAAGAAACGUCGAAUCAAGGCUACAAACGGAUUGGAGUCCGUCUACCAGAAGACUAUGUGACACUUGGUACCAAGGCCAGAAAGGUGUACGAUUUCGGAAAACUCAAUCUCGAAUUGGAGUUUCCAGGAGAGACUCACGAUACUAAAUUCACAUUUGCUGAUUAA